Messenger RNA from Didymodactylos carnosus, 1836 nucleotides. The record is from the annotation of a GenBank genome assembly. Lineage: Eukaryota; Metazoa; Rotifera; Eurotatoria; Philodinida; Philodinidae.
AUGGAUGUUAAUGUUCAAUUAAAUAAUUCUGAACGUUUAAUGCCGUUUUUAUUCACUAUUGGAGAUUUCCUAUUAUGUAUUCCCACAUUUAUGAAUUGUUCAACGUUUUGGACAGCGUUACAUUUUAGACCGAAAUUAAAAUGGUCAAUCGAAGAUCCUAAUCAAAACUUCCCGAUUGUUGAUAUAUUUAUUGUGUGUUGUAACGAGCCAGCAGAUAUUUUAAUCGAUACUGUACGAUCAGCAUUAUCAUUAAACUAUCCAAAAGAUAAAUAUCGUAUUUGGGUACUUGAUGAUGGAAAAUCGAAUGAAAUUUCAAAUUAUGUUGAACAAAUAUCUAAUAAAUAUUCAAAGCCUGAUAUACACUACAGACGACGUUUCAAAGAAAUUAAUAAACCACAUUAUUUCAAAGCGGGUAAUAUAAACAAUGGCCUCUCAGAACUAAAUCGACUUCAAAAUGAGUUACCAAGUGAAUACUUGCUUGUUCAAGAUGUUGACAUGAUUCUACAUCCUGAUUUUCUGCUUCGAACGUUACCUCAUUUUUAUCACGAUAGAAGAUCGCAAUUAAAUGAAUCAAUUGCUUAUGUUCAAACACCUCAACGUUAUUAUAAUGUAACACCAGGUGAUCUAUUAAGUCAAGCAUUGACUGGUGUAAAUGCUAUUCUAAUGCACAGUGAUUCAAAAUAUUCAUCGACUUGUAUAGGCUCUGGAAUGUUGAUUAAAUUAUCGAUUUUAAAUGAAAUAAACAGAUUUCCUGUUGAUAGUAUAACAGAAGAUUUUAAUUUUUCCUAUUCAAUACAUCAACUUGGUUAUAAAUCAAUAUUUAUCAAUGAAGAUCUUCAAUUUGGUUUACAACCAGAAUCAUUAACAGCUGCCAUUGAACAAUAUAAGCGAUGGUGUCUAGGAAAUUAUCAAGUUAUUCGUUUAAAUCCAUGUUCAUCUAUUCAUAAAAACAUGAGUUUAUUCCAAUUCUGUGUUUAUUUUUCAAUUGGUAUUCGCCUCUGGUAUUGUUUCCCACAAUUAUAUUUACCAAUAAUUACGUUUAUUGCAUUAUGGUGGCGAUUGCCAUUUAUUCUUUUAAGGAAUGUUCAAAUUUGUAAAAUAACACUAGCAUUAACAUGGUUCCAGUAUAUUCUACAUCGAUUAGUUUUAUAUACUUUGUUCUACGAUAUUGUAGAUGGUCAUGAUUCAACCGAGAGAACUGAUGUUGAAGCUGUAUCAAUGAAAGCGAUAGCAACGUUGCCGAUCAACCCUGUUUUAUGUAUCAUUCAAAUAGUUGAACGUACUAUUCAGCAUUCCCUAUGGAUGUCGCCAUUUUAUCUUGUUGGAUUCAUAACAACAUUAUGUAAAUUACCUAAGUUUACUGCAACAAACUCAUUUCCAUCCAUUAAAUAUGAACGUUCAAAAUUGCUGAAAUUUUUGAUUCAUAUAGCAUUCAAAGGUCUCUUAUUUCACAUAUUAUAUAUUAUAUUCAGUUUAAAUCUCAUACUGAGUUAUAUACUACAUUAUUCGAAACAGGAUGCUAGUCGUUUGCCACAAUCAUUAUGGCAAAUAUUACUUAUAAUUGUAUUUAUUGUUAGCUUGAUGCCACCUAUCUGGUUUAUUCUGUUUCCACCACAAGUACCUGACAGAAAAUCGUAUCUCGUAUAUGACAAUCAUGAUGAAAAUAAAGAACCCUUUAUUAAACUCAACCCAAAUGUAUCAUUAUAUCCGGUGACUAAACGAACAACCUUACGCAUUCUAAUUCUACCAGUAUUUAUUAUACUAACUUGUAUUAUAAAUAUGCAUCAAUUACAUUAUAAUCCACAUUACAUUCUUGCAUUCUUGAUACGUGCAUAA